AUGAAUAUACGAUGGAUAUUUCAACUAUCUUUUUGGUCAGUUUUUCAGUUAACAAUUAGGGCGGCAAUAGUGGUGGAGACGGCCAAAAAGAUGGCAAUGUCAAUGUCUCAAAGGUUAACACUCGGUUUUGCCGCCUUAGUCGGUUUUGGUGGACUAAUGGGUUAUUUAAAGACCGGUAGCCAGAAAUCUCUAAUCUUUGGCGGCAUAUCGGCAGCAUUACUAUACUACGUUUACACACAACUUCCAAUGAGACCUGUAUACGCUUCGUGUAUUGGACUUGGUUUAUCAGCUGCUCUUUUGGGAGUCACGGGUUUGCGGUUUAAAAAGUCUGGCAAGCUUUUUCCGGCGGGUAUGAUGUUCAUUGUCUCUUUGAUAAUGACCGAAGGAUACCUACAUGGUGUCAUGCGUAGUCUCCAUUCAAAUAUGUAA
This is a messenger RNA of Cynara cardunculus var. scolymus (artichoke), 429 nucleotides long. Its product is annotated as protein FATTY ACID EXPORT 2, chloroplastic-like. The transcript has a single exon. Bases 1 to 429 code for a protein of 142 amino acids. The record is from RefSeq and is a predicted model, not a curated record. Gene Ontology annotation, cellular component: membrane. Lineage: Eukaryota; Viridiplantae; Streptophyta; Magnoliopsida; Asterales; Asteraceae.